This is a messenger RNA of Prunus persica (peach), 1869 nucleotides long. RefSeq lists its product as uncharacterized. The record is from RefSeq and is a predicted model, not a curated record. The transcript is spliced from 3 exons. Lineage: Eukaryota; Viridiplantae; Streptophyta; Magnoliopsida; Rosales; Rosaceae. Bases 387 to 1649 code for a protein of 420 amino acids.
CGUGCAGUACACAACUACAGAGGCUUUCCGACAAGCUUCAACCCACAGCUGAAUUUUCCAUUAGAUUAUUAUUCUUCCUUCUUUGUCCCCUUUUACUUUGUACUAGCAGCUUCACAAAGUUUGCUUCUUUAGCAGGAGCAACAACAGUAUCGUCUCGAUUGAUGAACUGAGUCUUGGACGGAUCGUCAAUUGGAGCCACAGAUUUCAAGCUAUCCAUUUGACUUUGGAGCUAAAGAGCCAAAGGUUUCAAAGGUGGAAUUUUAAAGGGUUUGAUUUUAGAAUCCUGUGGCACGAUCUGGGUCACUGUGCUUCCUUUCCCUGUUUCACUCCCUUGGAUUCCGGUGGUGGUGUUUUUCCGUAGAAAAGUUCCUUUCCUGGGUGUUUUCAUGGCUUCCCCUCAAUCUGUUGUGUCUCCAUUCAAAGGCUCUGUUGUUGCUGUGCCUGAGAAGCAGAAAUCCAACUUCUUCAUCCGUACCGCUGGGCCUUCAUCCAAUGGAACUGAUGCCAAUAGAAAGGAAGCCAUGGUUUGUAAUUCAGAGAAUUCCAUUGGUGUUCUUGAGGUUUACGUUCAUCAGGCCAGGGACAUCCACAACAUCUGCAUAUACCACAAGCAAGAUGUUUAUGCUAAGCUAUGCCUGACAAGUGAUCCAGAAAACACAGUCUCCACCAAAACCAUUAAUGGUGGUGGUAGAAAUCCAGUCUUCAAUGACAAUGUCCAGCUCAAUGUCCGGACUGUUGAUUCCUCCCUCAAAUGCGAGAUUUGGAUGCUGAGCAGGGUGAAGAAUUAUCUUGAAGAUCAGUUGCUGGGGUUUGCUUUGGUUCCUUUGUCAGAGGUCCUCGUCAAGAAUGGGAAGUUAGAGAAAGAGUUCUCUCUUUCUUCAACUGAUCUGUUUCAUUCCCCAGCAGGGUUUGUCCAAUUGUCUCUCUCAUAUGCUGGAGAUUCACCAGACGUAAUGCCUCUGGCCUCAAAUCCUAUUGUGCAGGACUCAGAGAUAGCCGAGCUUCCUUGUGAAUUAGAUAAGUUAGAGUUCCCAGAUCCGAACAUUGACAAUGAAGACCAGAGAAUGGUUUCAGAGUAUAUUAAGAUCCCAUCUUCAGAAUUUGAGUCUCACAGCUCUGAGAGCUUGGUCACUGCUGAAACUGAAAAUCAGCUUAGUUCAGAAGUGGGUGUUCAUGCUAUAGAAAGCUUCUCGACCACUGCUUUUGAGUCUAUCCAGGUUCCAAAGCUUGAUUCUCCCCCAAGCAGUGUGUCAACUAAUGGUGCUUCAUCUCCUUCAGUCCAGGCUAGCUCAGAGUCAUGUGAUGCUCCAUCAGCUUCAGAAUCUCCAAACCAGGAACAAAUAUCGGCCCCAGGAGAGAAAAAAGUGGAUAAAGAUGGUGAGACUGAUUCGUCUAAUGGGGUGCCAAGUGAUGCAUUUGCAAAACCUACUGUCACUGUCACUGUUCCUGAGCAGCAGGUGGUGCAGCAGGAUUUUGUAGACAUGUACAUGAAAAGCAUGCAGCAAUUCACCGAGUCUUUGGCAAAAAUGAAGCUUCCUUUGGACCUUGAAUCACCAACCAGUUCAGGAAAUUCGAGCACUGAUCAGAAAAUGCAGACACCAAAGAACAGCGGUUCCCGUGUGUUUUAUGGGAGUAGGGCUUUCUUCUGAACUUUUGUUUCACAGGUUCAGAGGAAGACACAGGUGACUUUAGAUUUUUAGAUAACUAGUAAUGAAAUGUAAUAAUGUUCUAUGUAUUGUGUUGUUUCCCUUUGUAUGUCGAGAUGCUUUAGAUGACAGGAAAUCUUGACUUGUACCUGUUUAAAGCUUUGUUCUAUCACCAACUUGCUAUUAGUAUAUAUGAACUACCAUGACAUCUUUCCCCUUUGUA